CCUUCGAAAAACGCCGAGGAGGGUUUCCAUUUCUCUGUGGCCGUGAUCGUCGCCGUCGUUAUAACGAUGUUUCUCACGAGAUUUAUCGGGAGGAGGUUCUUGGCGGUGGCUGCAUCGACGAGAUCGGAGUCAAGUACUGCAGCAGGAGCUGCUGCUGCUUCGACUGCUAGGAUUGCUAAGAACCCUCUGGAAGAGUUCUUUGAGUUCGAUAGAAGCCAGGACGAAGAUAAACCUGUUGUCUACGGUCGAGGAUGGAAAGCAUCGGAGCUGCGGCUCAAGUCAUGGGAUGAUCUUCAGAAGCUGUGGUACGUUCUUCUCAAAGAGAAGAACAUGUUGAUGACUCAGCGUCAGAUGCUUCAAGCUCAGAACAUGAUGUUUCCUAACCCCGAACGCAUUCCUAAGGUGAGGAGAUCAAUGUGCCGCAUAAAGCAUGUGCUGACAGAGAGGGCGAUUGAAGAACCCGACCCCAGAAGAUCAGCCGAGAUGAAGAGAAUGGUCAAUGCUAUGUGAUCCCCUUGUGCUUACUUCUUUUGUCAACCGAGCAGCAAGCUUUUGAGCCAAUUCGCAUUAGGGGUUAAUUAGUAACAAAUAGCAUUCAAGAAGACGAAGAAUAAUUGAUAUUUGUCCUUUGGAACUGGUUUAUUGAUUAUGUCUGGCAGUAGAAAAUGUUUGUUCGGUAGCUAUAUGCAAGUUUCUGUAAAACCAUGUUUGGUGUUUAUUU
This is a messenger RNA of Brassica oleracea var. oleracea, 721 nucleotides long. RefSeq names its product 39S ribosomal protein L47, mitochondrial-like. Lineage: Eukaryota; Viridiplantae; Streptophyta; Magnoliopsida; Brassicales; Brassicaceae. The record is from RefSeq and is a predicted model, not a curated record. Gene Ontology annotation, molecular function: structural constituent of ribosome. Gene Ontology annotation, biological process: mitochondrial translation. The transcript has 3 exons. The coding region runs from base 67 to 510 and encodes 147 amino acids. Gene Ontology annotation, cellular component: mitochondrial large ribosomal subunit; mitochondrial ribosome.